AUGCCCGUUCUCUACUCCUCUCUCCCCUCGGGACCACUCUCGCUUUACUAACCCGCCGUUGUGCUUUCUUUCUUUUUUGCAUCUGCCACCAACGCUCGCUACACGAAACGGGGCCAUAGGAUAGCCAGGAGACUAAUUAAUCGUCGUAUUCCUCUCCACACCUUUUCUCUCGGAACGGGCCUUCACGCGGAUCGCCAUCGUGCUUACAGUCGUUAUCGCCAAAACCCUGGAAAAGCGUUCCCCACGAACAUUUGCGAUAACCUUUUGACCGCGGUCCGACUCUACUGCACGUCAGCUUACCAUCACGAUAUCGACAACUGCACAAUAGAGUCCGAACCAUGGUCCGAGCCGUCCUCUCUGCAGCAAUUGCUGCUGCAGCGUUUGCAGGCUUCGCCAACGCAGCCGGUGCCAAAUGCACAAAGGAUAGCCAUUGCCCAAAAGAAACGCCCUGCUGCUCGCUCUAUGGCGAUUGCGGUGUCGGCGCUUUCUGCCUCGGUGGAUGCGACCCGCUCAUGUCGAAUACCUUUGACUCUUGCGUCCCCGGCCCUGUAUGCAAAUCCGGAACCUAUUCGCUCGGCAACCUUGACGACGUUCAACGAAUUGAAAAAUACCUCGGCGAUGCCUCCAAGAUCAACUGGCAGUCGCAGGGCGACCCUACUCCAUACACUGAUCCCGACACGGGCAAGAAGGCAACGCUCUUGACCAUGGCCCAAGGAUCAAGUGGAACACUGUUGGCAUCUACCCACUAUGUCUGGUACGGCAAGAUCUGCUCCAAGGUCAGCAGUGCACAGGGCAAGGGUGUCGUGACCGCCUUCAUUCUCAUGUCGGACGUCAAAGAUGAAAUCGAUUUUGAGUGGGUUGGUGCUGAUAUCAACAACGUCCAAUCAAACUACUACUCCCAGGGCGUGACAGUCUACACCAACGGCAAAAACUUGACAGUGCCCAAUGGCAAUGCAGUCGAAAAAGAGCACAAAUACUGUAUCGACUGGACAGAAGACACGCUCACUUGGUCCGUUGAUGACAAGGAAUUGCGCAAGCUCCAACGCAGCGAUACAUGGAACAGCACUGCGGGCCGAUUCGACUACCCACAAACUCCUGCGCGCGUCAUGCUCUCCCUCUGGCCCGCCGGUCUCCCUACCAAUGCCAAAGGUACUGUCGAGUGGGCAGGUGGUGAGAUUGACUGGAACAGCCCAUACAUGGUCAACGGUUACUACGCGGCCCGCUUCUCGGAAGUCACAAUCGAGUGCUACGACCCCCCGCCGCAGGCGCAGAUCAAGGGAAAGAAGACAUACAAGUACACGGAUAAGGCUGGAACCAACAACACGGUUGCGAUUACCGACGACGAGGUUAUCCUGGGCUCCCUUAUGGGUACUGGCGAGGAUCCAGGCGAGGCGGUACAGAGCGGGAGCAGCGCCAAACCAUCAGCAUCCGUGGCUAUGGUACCUGGUGGCAACCCUGGAGGCGGCGCGGGACACGACGCUGGUGAGACUGUUGGCCCAACUGCACCGGGUGCCAACGCGCAGCCUACGGACGCAGCGUCGGGAGGUAGUGGCGGAGGCUCAACUGGCGGAGGUGCCUUUGUGCAAGGUGGAAGUAGCACUGGUUCUACGGGCGCUGCGACAACGGUUCAACCGGGUCUCUCUCAUAUGAGUGGCUCCGUGUGUGCCAUUGUCAUUGCUGUUUUGGGACUUUUGGUCUUGUAAUUAUUCCUCUCCCGUUUUGAUACCUUUGUUUAGUACCCCGGCAUUUGAUGUGCCAUGCCAAUUUCUUUUUUUUUGCAAAGCCGCGGACAUGUUUCUUUUUUACCGAUGCAUGACCAUUUUUUUUGCUUGCUUCUUUUGGGUGACUCAAGAAGCUUGCAGCUGGUACCUGGCUAAUGUUUUUCUUUUUCUUUACUGGUUUCACUCAUUCCUUGGGCACUUGAACACCCCCCUUGUUUCCCUCCGACUUUGCACAUGAGGAUAAAAGUGGCAAUGGUUGGUGAUAAGACAGGUGAAUCAAACCGCGGAGAAUUGAAUAUCAUAUCAAUUAGAAGACUCUUGUGUCACGUUGUGGUCAGCAAAUUACCAUAUGUUCUUUU
This is a messenger RNA of Bipolaris sorokiniana ND90Pr, 2080 nucleotides long. Its product is annotated as glycoside hydrolase family 16 protein. The transcript is spliced from 3 exons. Bases 339 to 1703 code for a protein of 454 amino acids. Gene Ontology annotation, cellular component: fungal-type cell wall. NCBI's taxonomy places the organism in Eukaryota, Fungi, Ascomycota, Dothideomycetes, Pleosporales, Pleosporaceae. The record is from RefSeq and is a predicted model, not a curated record. Gene Ontology annotation, molecular function: hydrolase activity, hydrolyzing O-glycosyl compounds; glycosyltransferase activity. Gene Ontology annotation, biological process: carbohydrate metabolic process; fungal-type cell wall organization.